GGUCAUUUGUCGCGCUCAAAAUGGAUUUACGUUACAUCAGGGCUACUUUUAAGCUGUAAAGUUGUAACUCGUUUGAAACCUUACAAUGUCACCUAGUCUUGACUAUCAGAUUGUUUUAAGCUCACUCUUGUGAUAUCCCUGAUUGCUUUCAACUAGUUACGUUAUUAAAUGUAGUUUCAUUCUGUGUGGUUACUGGGUCAAUUACUCACUUGUCUUAUUCUUUUCUGUUCUAGAUAGUUUAACAUAAUACUCCUCAAACUCUCCAAGCGCACAAGAUAUCUUCCAGCCAUACUCACACUUACCAAAAGCUGAUCGUGACAACCUAGACCAAGGCUAGAUCUCGUCACGGAUACAUGUAAAUGACCUGCGUGUUUUUUUUCACGGGGAAUUUCAAGCAUUACCCUUCUUUAGUUUUCAGUAGCAAGAUUCGACAAUUUAUUCUCGUGUUAAAGCACUGGCAUUUUGCUAAGUCCAGUCCGUGUGAAGCAUCUUCUAAGAUUAAUGCAUAACGAAGUAAAGUAUGUUGAUAUUUGUUGAUACAUCACAUUUCCUCAGAUCGCAAAGGUUCUGUGGAUAUAAUCUGAAGUUAAAACUCGAAGGAGUUACUACCGUGUCACCCGCCUAACCUUUAAAUCACCACUUUAGGAUAUCGUUUGCUUAGUCUUAUACCUUAAAUUACGAUAAUUACAUUAGUGGUGAGACUAUAGUUUAUGGACGACCUUUGAGCGACGCUAGAUUGACCUUGAGGAUGUGCACCGACUAACCAGAGCUAAAUGAGGGCUAUAAACCAGUGUGGUGAAUUAGAAACUUGAUUUACAGUUAAUAGUUAGGGUUAGGAAUUAAAUUUGAGGUUUUCAUCACAAAUUGACGUAAGGUAAAACGCUUUUUAUGCAAAUGGAUUGUCGAAUCAUGCGUUAACUUAUGUAUGAUUGGUUCGUUCAUAAAUUAUAGUCUCUCCACAUUAGCUGUACAAGUUCAGUACGCUGGUUUCUAGUGCUGGUUAUUGUUAGUGAUAUGUGCGCAACACUGUUGAUGUAAUAAUACUGAUUAAAAUAUGUUCAUCCCUAUUAACACAAUCGUAAUGAAUGGUAAAAUCAGUUUUAUUUAGUCCCCUUUUGUUUUUUUCCAGCUACUGCUUAUUCCAGUCCAGAAGCUUUCCUUAAACAUACCAUAUAUAUGAAGUCAGAUGAAAGAUGUCUUAUUUUUAAACAUUUCCCACCUGAAAUAGCUGAAGAUGAAUGUGUUACUUUUUUAAAAUCCCUGGGGGCAACCACGGCUCAAUAUUUCGGAUGUUCUGGUUCUCUCAAACAUUGCGCCUAUGCGGAGUUCGCAUCUGAACAGCAUGCUUGGAAUAUCAUUAAAAAUCUUCACCAAAAGAAAAUACUGGAUCGGCGUCUUUCAGUUGAAUUCAUCCAAUCUGCGGAAGGAUUAUCUUCAGUUAAUAUCCAAAAGACUGAUCCAGACAAAUCCAAAAAAGAAUGUCUUCCCGUAACCAUGAAUGCUUUUUCUGCUAUGUGGGAUGCAUCUUUCGAAGCUUCUUCACGAAUGUACUAUGAAUAUCCUGUUGCAUCCAUUGAAGUACUGACAAACAUUGUGCGAUCGUUGGCUUCUUGCCCAGCAUUUUAUAAUCAGGUACUCCACAUAAUGAACAAACUCCAUUUACCACCACCAUUUGAAGAUCCAGAACAGUUCCCUGGGGAUUAUCUAGUCAUUUCUGCUUCAGAUUAUGCGAAAAUGCAAACGCUGAUAGAUAAUAUCCAGCGCUUGUCAAAAGAGGAAAAUAAUGAUUCAGGUUCAGUUUCAGAAGAAAUGGAUUUAUCUAGUGGACCGGAGUCUGAACUCGCUUCUGACGAUGAAAAAAAAGCAACUCCUUGUGCACAAAAAAGUAUCUCAGUGAGAAGACGUUUCAAAGUCCGCAAAAAACACCCUACUGUAUUACCUAGUCGUCUUCCUAGGACUUCCAAACGUAAAAACGUUGAUGUUGCUGAUUUAUUCGAAGCACACCAAGCUGCUAAAAAGUUAAACUUGCCAAAGAUUCUUAACGUUAAUUCUCAGCGUGACCAUAGUAAUUCACUUGAUGAAUCUGAAGGUGGAUUCGGACUUAUCCAUACAGAGACUAAAAUAGAAAGACGGCAUUUUCUUGACAAAUCAACCCAGAAUUCUCAGCAAAACCAUGCAUCAAUCUUCUCUAAUUUCCAGCUCCGUAAAGAACAAUUUUCUGAUGAAGAACAUGAAAACCUGGAAGAUUUAAUUCCACUACCAUCACAACCACCUUCGAGUAGUGAAAAUAUGACAAAUGUCACUGAUAAUAACCCGUCUAAUUUCGUAACAGUACUGUCCCUUAAUGAAAUCAUAUCCAAUCGUCUAAAAAAUGAAGAUCGCAAAAAUUAUCCAGUAUUUGCUAAAUAUGAUACUGGAACUACCACCUCUCGUCUGUAUGUCAAAAAUUUAUCUCAAACGGUUACAGAAACCGAUUUGUUUGCAAUAUUUGGGGUAUUUUCAAAUGGACCUGUGAAUGACAGUAGUUGCAAACCAAGGGUUCCGUUGGACUCAACAGAGUGUUUCUCAAUAAGACUUCUGACUGAAGGUCGAAUGAAAGGCCAGGCAUUCAUCGGCCUUGCAUGUGAAUCGACUGCCAAACAAGCGUUGGAAGCUACAAAUGGUUAUAUGCUAUAUGAUCGUCCGAUGGUUGUUCAAUUUGCUAGAGGUGCUAAAGCAAAACCAGAUGAAAAAAGUUUAUUAUUAUCGAAUUAAUGGUUUUGAUAAUUCAUACCUUCAGGAGGAUUCACAUCCAAAGUUUGGAGUUCGCAUAUGAUCAUUUCGUUAGGAACCAAAUAAUUGUAUAUGUUCUAUGUACAAAUUGUAAAUAUGAGAACCAAUAGCAUAUUGCGUUGUAACAGUUUUAUGAUCUGUCACAAAUACAGCGAUUUCAGUGAAUCUAAUAAACAAUAUAGUUAAUGAGCAACGAAAAUAUUAAGAAGCAUCCAUUUCCAUUGCCUACUUUUGAGAGACGUUUCCAUUCUUGUAACUACUGUGAAAGUGUUUGGAAUUGACAAAUAAUCAAUUUCAACCAUAUUCAUAGCCGUUCAUCUCUUUGUCGAAGUAUGAUAAUCCUGUUCACGAUUAACUGAUAUAUAUAUAUAUAUAUAUAUAUAUAUAUAUAUAUAUAUAUAUAUAUAUAUAUAUAUUGGAAUAAUGGUAAUGUCAUUAACACCUCUAGUCAUCUCGUGAUGUAAAGGAGGUAGUUUACGUUACUAUGUAAUCUGUUUACAAACCAAAAAAUUAUGUGCUUAGC
This is a messenger RNA of Schistosoma spindalis, 3295 nucleotides long. Lineage: Eukaryota; Metazoa; Platyhelminthes; Trematoda; Strigeidida; Schistosomatidae. The record is from the annotation of a GenBank genome assembly.